AUGCAUGAUUUCGUGAGCUUUCCACUUUUGCUACCAAUUUUGCAUGAUGAAAUGGAAAUCACCUCGGAGAUAAAGACUAGCGGGGCCAGCACACGACAGUCAACGCGCCUUCCCUGGUGCUCUCUGAACUCCGCUGAUGAGCCGACCAAUGGGAUCCGCCCCUUUGAGGAUUCUGACGGCAGGAAAGGCCCAUGGCACCUUCUCCGUGCCUUAGGUACCUCCGCUGCAGUGGGCCAGGGUCUCCGGAGGCGGAACAUUGCGAAUCGCCGGCCGAUAAGCCCGAGGGGUGGGGGCCUUAUCGGAGCUCCUGCAGGCGUCCGAGCCUAUAGAAUUUUCGCUGAAUCCAAUGCAUCUCCACAGUUCCCUCGCGCAUUUAUCGAAGCUUUCCAACAACUUUUUGUCAUUGCUCGCGGGCGCCCACCACCCACGAAACGAGCAAGCUAA
Messenger RNA from Colletotrichum lupini, 444 nucleotides. RefSeq lists its product as uncharacterized. Lineage: Eukaryota; Fungi; Ascomycota; Sordariomycetes; Glomerellales; Glomerellaceae. Bases 1 to 444 code for a protein of 147 amino acids. The transcript is spliced from 2 exons. The record is from RefSeq and is a predicted model, not a curated record.